Molecule: messenger RNA, 15553 nt
Organism: Mastomys coucha (southern multimammate mouse)
Lineage: Eukaryota; Metazoa; Chordata; Mammalia; Rodentia; Muridae
Gene: Cacna1e
Product: calcium voltage-gated channel subunit alpha1 E
Exons: 50
Coding region: 454-7839 (2461 amino acids)
Biological process (GO): chemical synaptic transmission; calcium ion import across plasma membrane
Cellular component (GO): membrane; voltage-gated calcium channel complex; neuronal cell body
Molecular function (GO): high voltage-gated calcium channel activity; calcium ion binding
Source: RefSeq, a predicted model, not a curated record
UCCUGCCUGCUCCACACAGCUCUCUGGGGCUGCGCUGCCUGGACAGAGAAAUUUCUCCUCCGUUUGGAUACCCUCCCGUCUUCUCUUCUCCUUUGUUAUUUAUUUCCCCAGCUACCCUCUCUGAAGGGGCAAGUGUGAAAGUCUUUCUGAUUGCCAGAAAUUUCUUUUGCACUGUGUGGGCAGGAGACAGAUUUUUUUUCUCCCUCGUCCCCCGAACUGUCUUUUCCCCCCCUCAAUUAUUAAUUUUGCUUUCCGUUUCUUUCCUUCCCCUGUGUAUUUUUCUUUUUUCCCCUUCAAUCUCACCUCCCCCUUUUCCUCCCUCUCCAUUCCUCCAGUCCCCUCCCCCCCACUCUUUGCUCUUUUAAAAUAAUUCAAUGAUGCUUUGGGAUUACUAGCGCACCCUCCUUCAGCUGAGCGCGGGACUCUGCAUUAAUUCAAGAGCAAUGUUCUGUGAUGGUGCCCGAGAUGCGUGGACUGAGCCCAGGCCGAAGGCUACCCGAGCCCGCCCUGUGCCCUGCUACAGGAGGGAGCCCUGAGCCCGGGGCUGCUGGCAGGCGCCGCCACGUCCUGGCUCUGCCCGAGGAGGAGGCAUGGCGGCCGCAGCAGUGUGCUUUGCUCGAGGCAGAUGCCUCCGACGAAGUGGGCAUGCUGCCCGCCUCCCCGCGCUCUGCGGUGGCUGGUUUCGACAACUUCUUCCCGGUGCAGGAGGGCGAGGGCCCGGGCUGGGAGGGCAGCACCACGCUGGACGCAGGCUCCAGCUCCUUCCUUCCUGUGAGCCCAGAGGUCAUGAAGCGGAGGCGAGGGGGGCUCAUCGAGCAGCGGGACAUCAUCAAGGCCCACGAAGCACACAAGAUGCAGAGCACCCCGCAGGCCCGGCGCAAGGAGUGGGAGAUGGCUCGCUUCGGGGAGGCGGUGGUCGUUGGCAGGCCAGGCUCAGGCGAUGGAGACUCGGACCAGAGCAGGAACCGACAAGGAACCCCCGUACCGGCCUCGGGGCCAGCGGCCGCCUACAAGCAGUCAAAAGCGCAGAGGGCGCGGACUAUGGCUUUGUACAACCCCAUACCAGUCCGGCAGAACUGUUUCACGGUCAACAGAUCCCUGUUCAUCUUCGGAGAAGAUAACAUUGUCAGGAAAUACGCCAAGAAGCUCAUCGAUUGGCCGCCAUUUGAGUACAUGAUCCUGGCCACCAUCAUCGCCAACUGUAUUGUCUUGGCCCUGGAGCAGCAUCUUCCUGAGGAUGACAAGACCCCAAUGUCUCGAAGACUGGAGAAGACAGAACCAUAUUUCAUUGGGAUCUUCUGCUUUGAAGCUGGGAUCAAAAUUGUGGCUCUAGGGUUCAUCUUCCAUAAGGGUUCAUACCUCCGUAAUGGCUGGAAUGUCAUGGACUUCAUUGUGGUCCUCAGUGGCAUCCUGGCCACUGCGGGAACCCACUUCAACACCCACGUGGACCUUCGGACCCUCAGGGCUGUGCGUGUCCUGAGGCCCUUAAAGCUGGUGUCAGGAAUACCUAGCUUGCAGAUUGUGCUGAAGUCCAUCAUGAAGGCCAUGGUACCCCUUCUGCAGAUUGGCCUUCUGCUCUUCUUUGCCAUCCUCAUGUUUGCCAUCAUUGGCUUGGAGUUCUACAGUGGCAAGUUGCAUCGAGCAUGCUUCAUGAACAAUUCAGGUAUUCUAGAGGGAUUUGAUCCUCCUCACCCGUGUGGUGUGCAGGGCUGCCCGGCUGGUUAUGAAUGUAAGGACUGGAUCGGCCCCAAUGACGGGAUCACCCAGUUUGACAACAUCCUUUUUGCUGUGCUGACUGUCUUCCAGUGCAUCACUAUGGAAGGGUGGACCACUGUGCUGUACAAUACCAAUGAUGCCUUAGGAGCCACCUGGAACUGGCUGUACUUCAUCCCUCUCAUUAUCAUCGGAUCCUUCUUUGUUCUCAACCUUGUCCUGGGAGUGCUUUCUGGGGAAUUUGCCAAAGAAAGAGAGAGAGUGGAGAACCGAAGAGCGUUCAUGAAGCUCCGGCGCCAGCAACAGAUUGAGCGUGAGUUGAAUGGCUACCGCGCCUGGAUAGACAAAGCAGAGGAAGUCAUGCUUGCAGAAGAAAAUAAAAACUCGGGAACAUCAGCCUUGGAAGUUCUUCGAAGGGCAACCAUCAAAAGGAGCCGGACGGAGGCCAUGACCAGAGACUCCAGCGAUGAGCACUGCGUUGAUAUCUCUUCAGUGGGCACACCUCUUGCCAGAGCCAGUAUCAAGAGCACAAAAGUAGAUGGAGCCUCCUAUUUUCGGCACAAGGAACGGCUUCUGCGUAUCUCCAUCCGCCACAUGGUCAAAUCCCAAGUCUUUUAUUGGAUCGUCCUGAGUGUUGUGGCUCUUAAUACGGCCUGUGUGGCCAUUGUUCAUCACAACCAGCCACAGUGGCUCACUCACCUCCUCUACUAUGCAGAAUUUUUGUUUCUGGGACUCUUCCUGUUGGAGAUGUCCCUGAAGAUGUAUGGCAUGGGGCCACGCCUUUAUUUUCACUCAUCCUUCAACUGCUUUGAUUUUGGGGUCACAGUGGGCAGCAUCUUUGAGGUUGUCUGGGCAAUCUUCAGACCUGGCACAUCUUUUGGAAUCAGUGUCUUACGAGCUCUCCGGCUCCUAAGGAUAUUUAAAAUAACCAAGUAUUGGGCAUCCCUCCGGAAUCUGGUUGUUUCUUUGAUGAGCUCCAUGAAGUCUAUCAUCAGCUUACUCUUCCUCCUCUUCCUCUUCAUCGUUGUCUUUGCUCUCCUGGGAAUGCAGCUCUUUGGAGGCAGGUUUAACUUUAAUGAUGGGACUCCUUCAGCUAAUUUUGACACCUUCCCUGCAGCUAUCAUGACAGUGUUCCAGAUCCUGACAGGGGAAGACUGGAAUGAGGUGAUGUACAACGGCAUUCGCUCCCAGGGUGGGGUCAGCUCAGGCAUGUGGUCUGCCAUCUACUUCAUUGUGCUCACCUUGUUUGGAAACUACACACUGCUGAAUGUAUUCUUGGCCAUCGCUGUGGACAAUCUGGCCAAUGCCCAGGAACUGACCAAGGAUGAGCAGGAGGAAGAAGAAGCCUUCAACCAGAAACACGCACUACAGAAGGCCAAGGAGGUCAGCCCGAUGUCUGCUCCCAACAUGCCUUCCAUUGAAAGAGACAGAAGGAGAAGACACCACAUGUCGAUGUGGGAGCCACGCAGCAGCCACCUGAGGGAGCGGAGGCGCCGGCACCACAUGUCUGUGUGGGAACAGCGCACCAGCCAGCUGAGGAGGCACAUGCAAAUGUCUAGCCAAGAAGCCCUCAACAAAGAGGAGGCCCCACCAAUGAACCCCCUCAAUCCACUUAAUCCACUGAGUCCUCUCAACCCACUCAAUGCUCACCCCAGCCUCUAUCGGAGGCCCAGGCCCAUUGAGGGCCUAGCCCUGGGCCUGGGUCUUGAAAAGUGUGAAGAGGAGCGCAUCAGCCGUGGGGGUUCCCUCAAGGGGGACAUAGGGGGCCUGACCAGCGUCCUGGACAACCAGAGGAGCCCUUUAUCCUUGGGCAAACGGGAGCCACCUUGGCUGCCUAGAUCCUGUCAUGGAAACUGUGACCCAACCCAGCAGGAGGCUGGAGGAGGAGAGACUGUGGUGACUUUUGAGGACCGGGCCAGGCACAGGCAGAGUCAGAGGCGAAGCCGGCAUCGCCGAGUCAGGACUGAGGGCAAAGAGUCUACCUCUGCCUCCCGAAGCAGAUCUGCCAGCCAGGAGCGGAGUCUGGAUGAAGGAGUGUUGGCUGAGGUGGAAAAGGAACAUGAGCCUCAGAGCAGCCACAGGAGCAAAGAGCCGACCAUCCACGAGGAGGAGAGAACCCAGGACUUAAGGAGGACCAACAGUCUGAUGGUACCCAGGGGCUCUGGACUGGUAGGAGCUCUUGAUGAGGCAGAGACACCUCUAGUGCAGCCCCAACCAGAGCUGGAAGUGGGGAAGGAUGCAGCUCUGACAGAGCAGGAGAAUGAAGGCAGCAGUGAGCAAGCCCUGCUUGGGGACGUACAGCUGGAUGUGGGCCGGGGCAUUAGCCAGAGUGAGCCUGACCUCUCCUGCAUGACAGGCAACAUGGACAAAGCUACCACAGAGAGCACCAGUGUCACAGUCGCCAUCCCUGACGUGGACCCCUUGGUGGACUCAACAGUGGUGAACAUUAGCAAUAAGACGGAUGGAGAAGCCAGUCCCUUGAAGGAGGCAGAGACUAAAGAGGAAGAAGAAGAGGUGGAGAAGAAGAAGCAGAAGAAGGAGAAGCGGGAGACUGGCAAAGCCAUGGUGCCCCAUAGCUCUAUGUUCAUCUUCAGCACCACUAACCCGAUCCGCAGGGCCUGCCACUACAUUGUGAACCUACGCUACUUUGAGAUGUGCAUUCUCUUGGUGAUUGCGGCCAGCAGCAUUGCCCUGGCAGCUGAGGACCCUGUACUAACUAACUCAGAGCGCAACAAGGUCCUGAGAUAUUUCGACUAUGUUUUCACGGGAGUGUUUACCUUUGAGAUGGUUAUAAAGAUGAUAGACCAAGGCUUGAUCCUGCAGGAUGGAUCAUACUUCAGAGAUCUCUGGAACAUCCUGGACUUUGUGGUAGUGGUUGGUGCAUUGGUAGCAUUUGCUCUGGCGAACGCUUUGGGAACCAACAAGGGGCGGGAUAUCAAGACUAUCAAGUCUCUGAGGGUACUUCGAGUUCUGAGACCACUGAAAACCAUCAAGCGCUUGCCCAAGCUGAAGGCUGUGUUUGACUGCGUGGUGACCUCCUUAAAGAAUGUCUUCAACAUACUCAUUGUCUACAAGCUCUUUAUGUUCAUCUUUGCCGUCAUUGCUGUUCAGCUAUUCAAAGGAAAGUUCUUUUAUUGCACCGACAGUUCCAAGGACACAGAGAAGGAGUGCAUAGGCAACUAUGUUGACCAUGAGAAAAACAAGAUGGAGGUGAAGGGCCGGGAAUGGAAGCGUCAUGAAUUCCACUAUGACAACAUCAUCUGGGCUCUGCUGACCCUCUUCACUGUCUCCACGGGGGAAGGAUGGCCUCAGGUUCUGCAGCACUCUGUAGAUGUGACAGAGGAAGACAGAGGCCCAAGUCGCAGCAACCGCAUGGAGAUGUCCAUCUUUUAUGUGGUCUACUUUGUGGUCUUCCCUUUCUUCUUUGUCAAUAUCUUCGUGGCUCUCAUUAUCAUCACCUUCCAGGAGCAAGGGGACAAGAUGAUGGAGGAGUGUAGCCUAGAGAAGAAUGAGCGAGCAUGUAUUGACUUCGCCAUUAGUGCCAAACCUCUCACCCGCUACAUGCCACAGAACAGGCACACCUUCCAGUACCGUGUGUGGCACUUUGUAGUCUCGCCAUCCUUUGAGUAUACCAUCAUGGCCAUGAUUGCCUUGAACACUGUUGUGCUGAUGAUGAAGUACUACUCUGCCCCAUGCACCUAUGAGCUCGCCCUAAAGUACCUGAACAUCGCCUUCACUAUGGUGUUUUCCCUGGAAUGUGUCCUAAAGGUCAUCGCUUUCGGCUUCCUGAACUAUUUCCGAGAUACCUGGAACAUCUUUGACUUCAUCACCGUGAUCGGCAGUAUCACAGAAAUUAUCCUGACAGACAGCAAGCUGGUGAACACCAGUGGCUUCAAUAUGAGCUUUCUGAAGCUCUUCCGAGCUGCACGGCUCAUAAAGCUUCUGCGACAGGGCUAUACCAUCCGCAUCUUACUGUGGACCUUCGUGCAGUCCUUUAAGGCUCUCCCCUAUGUCUGCCUUCUGAUUGCCAUGCUUUUCUUCAUCUAUGCCAUCAUUGGGAUGCAGGUGUUUGGAAACAUAAAGUUAGAUGAGGAGAGUCAUAUCAAUCGGCACAACAACUUCCGGAGUUUCUUCGGGUCUCUCAUGCUGCUUUUCAGGAGUGCCACGGGGGAGGCUUGGCAGGAGAUUAUGCUGUCGUGUCUUGGUGAGAAGGGCUGUGAGCCUGACACCACCGCACCCUCAGGGCAGAAUGAGAGUGAGCGCUGUGGCACGGAUCUGGCCUACGUUUAUUUUGUCUCCUUCAUCUUCUUCUGCUCCUUCCUGAUGCUCAACCUGUUCGUGGCUGUCAUCAUGGACAACUUUGAGUACCUGACUCGUGACUCCUCCAUCCUGGGGCCUCACCACUUGGAUGAAUUUGUCCGUGUCUGGGCAGAGUAUGACAGAGCAGCAUGUGGCCGCAUCCAUUACACUGAGAUGUAUGAAAUGCUGACUCUCAUGUCACCACCGCUAGGCCUCGGCAAGAGAUGUCCCUCCAAAGUGGCCUAUAAGAGGUUGGUCCUGAUGAAUAUGCCAGUGGCUGAGGACAUGACAGUCCACUUCACCUCCACACUUAUGGCUCUGAUCCGGACAGCUCUGGACAUUAAAAUCGCCAAAGGUGGUGCAGACAGACAGCAGCUAGACUCAGAGCUACAAAAAGAGACCUUGGCCAUUUGGCCUCACCUGUCCCAAAAGAUGUUGGAUCUGCUAGUGCCCAUGCCCAAAGCCUCUGACCUGACUGUGGGCAAGAUCUAUGCAGCAAUGAUGAUUAUGGACUACUAUAAACAGAGUAAGGUAAAGAAACAGAGACAGCAGCUGGAAGAACAGAAAAAUGCACCGAUGUUCCAGCGCAUGGAGCCCUCAUCACUGCCUCAGGAGAUUAUUGCUAAUGCCAAAGCCCUGCCUUAUCUCCAGCAGGACCCUGUUUCUGGCCUGAGUGGUCGGAGUGGAUACCCUUCAAUGAGUCCACUCUCCCCUCAAGAAAUAUUCCAGUUGGCUUGUAUGGACCCAGCGGAUGAUGGACAAUUCCAGGAACAGCAAUCUCUGGAGCCAGAGGUUAGUGAAUUAAAAAGUGUGCAGUCCUCUAACCAUGGCAUCUACCUUCCUCCGGACACCCAGGAGCAUGCGGGAUCUGGGAGGGCCUCCUCUAUGCCACGUCUGACUGUGGAUCCCCAGGUGGUAACAGACCCUAGCUCUAUGCGACGUUCAUUUUCUACAAUUCGGGAUAAGCGUUCAAACUCCUCCUGGCUAGAGGAGUUCUCCAUGGAACGGAGCAGUGAGAACACCUACAAGUCAAGGCGCAGAAGUUACCAUUCCUCCCUGAGGCUGUCAGCCCACCGCCUGAAUUCUGACUCUGGUCACAAGUCUGACACUCACCGCUCAGGGGGCAGGGAGAGAGGCCGAUCCAAAGAACGAAAGCACCUCCUCUCUCCAGAUGUCUCCCGCUGUAAUUCUGAGGAGCGAGGGACCCAGGCUGACUGGGAGUCCCCAGAGCGUCGCCAGUCCAGGUCACCCAGUGAGGGGAGGUCACAGACCCCCAACAGACAGGGUACUGGUUCCUUGAGUGAGAGCUCCAUCCCCUCUAUCUCUGACACCAGCACCCCAAGACGAAGUCGACGCCAGCUCCCACCAGUGCCACCAAAGCCUCGGCCCCUCCUCUCUUACAGCUCCCUCAUGAGACACACUGGUGGCAUCUCUCCACCUCCUGAUGGAAGUGAGGGUGGAUCCCCACUGGCCUCUCAAGCUCUGGAGAGCAACAGCGCUUGCCUGACCGAGUCUUCCAACUCCUUGCACCCCCAGCAAGGCCAGCACCCUUCCCCACAGCAUUACAUCUCCGAGCCCUAUCUGGCCCUCCAUGAAGACUCCCACGCCUCAGACUGUGGCGAGGAGGAGACACUCACCUUUGAGGCAGCCGUAGCCACUAGCUUGGGCCGGUCCAAUACCAUUGGCUCUGCGCCACCCCUACGGCACAGCUGGCAGAUGCCUAAUGGGCACUAUCGGCGGCGGAGGCGUGGGGGGCCUGGGCCUGGCAUGAUGUGUGGAGCUGUCAGUGACCUCCUGAGUGACACGGAAGAAGACGAUAAGUGCUAGAGGCUAUCAUCCCCUCCGAUGCAUGCUCUUCUCUCACAGGGAGAAAACCAAGACCAAAUUGGGAAGCCAGUGCGGCCCGGGGGGGAGGAAGAGGGAGAAGGAAGAUGGAGAAAGGACGCCAUGCAUCCUCAGAGAAGAGGAAGGAAAAGACAGAUGGAAAACCAGUCAAACCCACCAAUUUGGAUUAUUUCCCUUUGCAAGAUGGGCACUGCCAUAGUCCUGCCUCUUUGCUGGGGGAAACAAAUACAGGAAUGUGGGGGUUUAUUCCCAUGGGAGAAGGGACACAAAGGUGGCUUGGCUUCCGUUGCCCCUUCCCACUUUUCUGUAAGCUGCGGCAGGAUCUGGCCAACCUGUGUCUAAGCUCAUUUGCCCUGAGCAGCUAGGAAGACUUCCCAGCAUCUUAAUGCGGGAAGAGUUGAAAUAGCAGGAGAAGAAUCUCCUCACCAGCUCUUGCAUUUUGGCUGCCCCCAGGGGCAACCACAGCAGCAUCUCACGCAUUAUCUUGGGGGGCUUGCUUUCCCCAAAGAGACACAUGCUAAUUCAGGAGCACUGGAUGCUGAUGGGAGAUGGGAGGGAGGGAGAGAAGGGCUGGAGUGGAAGGGCCCAAGGUGCUGUGGCAACAGCAGCAAGGGCUGGUCUGGGUGAGAAAAGCCAUAGCAGCAGCCUGUACCGUGAAGGUGAAGGUCAAAGAAAUAGAACUGGAGGUGCUGUUGGGUACUGUCCUAGACUCUGACAUUUGUAACUUACACAGUAAGUGCUGUGGUAGGUAGGCUAGAUAAGGAGGUUCUCCGGAGUCCACAAAGGUGCCUGUAGCUCUGCUAAGGGUAAUAUUAACUCUAAUUAGCCAGGGCCCCAAACCCAGAAGGGUUCAGCCACGGUGUGGGAAUUCCAUGCAGUUCUCAGCCUUGGCCCUUUAGAUGCUAGUCAGAGGGAACCCCCAACAGUAGGGGCGAGGUAGAGGGGGAGACUUAAGGGACUCUAGGCAGACUCGGUUUUUCAACAAGCAUAAAAGGAACUCAGUGUUGGUGACAGGGCUGUGACCACAGUGGGCUGGAGGCAGGCAGCAGGCCUCUGUCAGGCAGCAAGGCUAGUGCUAAGCCAAGCCCAGAAUGGCCAAGUGUUAGCAACUACAUGUUCUCUGCCACUUCUCCAAAUAGACAGGGAACAUGUAUCUGAGGGGGUCACUGUGUAAUGACUUCUCUAAAGAUGAGAAAGCCUGGUAGACUAGAACAGGGGAGUGUUCACUAAGGGCAUCAGCCUGUGGAACCCCUGUGAGGAGAAGUCCUUGAGCCUGAAGCUCAUACAGCUUGGUUUGGGGAUUAGGAGGGUCAACUGGAUGAAGAUGCUUUAAGAUAAUUAAGUAACUAUACCUCAGUUUUGACCUGAGCUGCUGAUUUUAGUAAAACAGGCUCUGAUGUGGCUCCCACUUUCUCUGAAUGUUCCCUGGACCAGGCCUGGGUUUCAUCCCUCCCCAGAGUAAAGAAUGGGUAGAAGACAACCUCAGGCCACUAAGUCAUUCCUAAUCCCCCAAAGCAGAAACAUCAAGGGAACUUACGACCCUUCCUCAAGCACUUCCAUCAAUGCAGUCAAGAGCUCCAUGCUAUGGAAUGCAUCACCCCUUCCUUAAGCUUCUCUCUAGUAUCAUCAGAAUGGGUGAACAGAUGCCUGGGAGCAGGGUGUUGGGCAGGACUGCCCUUUCUAGCCUCUGCACAGGACCCUCUCCAGUGAGACUGGAGUGGCCAUCACACUGAAAGCUCAGUGGAUGGAGUCUUUAUCCUCUUCCAGACUUGGCAGAGUCCUUUGGGACUCUUGUGUAGGAGCAGCGUUUCUCAGAAGAAAAUUCUCUUUUCAUAUGACAUUUCCUUCCUAUUCUUCUAUCUCAUUCUUUCUAACCCUGAGCUGAUAUAGCAGCAGUUCUGAAAAGCCAAGUUCAUCCACAUGGCCACAGUCAUCUGCCACAGUCCGCCUUCUCUGUUGAGUAUUGAUGGAGCUUUCAUGAACCAUGUUCAGCCCCAAACCAAAGUAGUCCCAUGACAGGUGACCAGUGAGGCCAACCUAAGGCCUGCCAACUCUCAGAUCCUCCUCUUCCACCUCCAUUGUCCUCUCCCUGUGUGCUCAGGGGCAGCUAAGAAUACAAGCAUGAUCCUAAGGGAUAUAUGUGAUUGUUACAUAAGACAGAUGCUGGGACUUGUAUUGUUUUUAAGGUUUUCUCUGCUCAGCCUCAUUCCAUGCCAAAGUGCUGCUAUAGGCCUCUUUGUGUGCAGAAAUUGCUUCCCUCUAUAUUGGACAUGCAGCUUUCCUUAGGGGGAACCUGCAACAGGAUGACCAUUCUGAGCCAGCAAGCCUGUUAGAUGGUUGUUUGUGAGAAUCAAUUGCAGAGAUAUGGCAUUGCCAUCCCUAUAAAUGGGAGAAAUGUGGGCUGGUAGCACAAUGACCAGAUAUGGAAUUCACCUGCAAAGGAUAGUACCACUAAAUACACACACAUACACACACACACACACACACACACACACACACACACACACAAAGCAUUGUAAAGAUAUCAAGUAUAACUGUGGUCAUUUAACUGACCACAUGGUUUAUUUAUUUUUUAGCACUGGUAAGCUUAUAAACAUUUCCUUGUUCAACUUACCUUGGGUUUCUUUUAUCUUGGACAACACUUAUCCUUCAUUAAAACCAGAACAUAAAAUAAUUUUUGUUAAGUCACAAAAAUAUUAUUAUAAUAAUCUCUAGUUUCCUACUUCUUCCUAAAAAACUUGAAUGCCAACCUUCUUCCUUGUAGCUGACCAGGGCUUUCCCUCCGAGCUAUCAGAGCCUGUACCUUUCUAUUUAAAAGGAAGCUGCUUUCUCAAAGCCCAUGCUUCUUCUUGCAUCUUCCGGUACAUAGCAUGACUCUUUGGGUGCGAAAAGUCUUCUUGCAGAAUUCUUUAGUCAGAUAUCUCAUUACCCUAUCAAAAAUAUUUGGUCCUCAUCACCUCAAAACAAGAGAGAGAAGAAGAGGGGGCAUGAGAAGAAGCAGCCAGGCAGGGAGGUGGUGUGACUGUGCUUGUGUGUAGACAUGCCUUUUCUCUUAAGGUUCCAGACAGCUUGUCAUGUCCCUACCUUCCUAUCUGUAGGAGAGUAGAGCAGCCUUCAAAAGGAUAGGAGGUUCAAGCCAAUGUGCCCUGUGUGUCAAGAAAAACACUUGCCCAUGAAGGGAUGGUACCCUCUAGUACCACCAGGCUCCACACGAGCCAUGAUGCCAGUUUCCAAGGGGAGGGAGUGAUACCACACUUCUACCUGAGGAAUCUAAUUUUACUGUAAUCUUCACUUCUGGUUCCAGCUUGUUCCCCAUCCUGAGAGCCCAAACAUGUUUCCCUAAAGUGGACUCCAGGUGUUCUGAACAUUUUUCUCCCUUCACUCUGAGGCUACACAAAGAAUACCCCAUAUCCCAACCUUUAGUCAGUAUCUCCCUUUCCCACCUACAUCCAUACCCCACCACCACAGAUUCUUUGUGUGAACUGGAGUGCCCCUUGACCUUUCAGCCUAGUCUUUGCUUUGCUGCAUGUUAGCACAUGCUGAGAUGGUUAAAUCCAAGUGUACAUGAUGCAGUAUGUGCCUCUGCCAUGCUGUUAGGGAAUGCUUCUUUCUAAUGAAGCGUCGUCGGAAUCUCACUGGGUGAGCUUCACAAGACUAUGUCAAAUGAACUGUGAAAAAGUGUACACAAGGUCUAGGUACCUUAAUGAAGGCUCACUACAGAGAGAUUGGGUCUCUUUGGUACAGUGGAACAAAACUUUAAGUAAUUUUAAUUUUAUUUUUAAACAUGAUUUUUUUUGGUUACAUCUCUUUCUGAAGCCUGUAAUGUCUAUUUCACUUUUGGAUCGAAUAUCUAGGUAGGUAGAGCAGGGAGAUAUUGGGAACUUUGUUUCUUAGCUCAGUUAUAACAUUGAAAAAGUUGAAGUUAUAUAUAAAGGAAAGGUGGACAGACAGUAGGAGGGAAUCAGAUUGUCUCCUGAUGUGCAGAGAUUUUCUGAGACCUGAAAGAACUUCCACAACAGUUAUAUCACUCUAACAGGGUCAUGUCUGCCAUAUUUUGAAACACCUUUCCCAAAGCCUGAGGCUACUGAGGCAAAGCAGCCCGUUCCUUGAGAAGGAUUCCUCUCCCAUCCAGCCUGUGUGUGUCCUUCCCUCCUGGUCCUCAGAGAAUUGCAUACUCCGAGAGAAAUGGGAAUACUUUAUAAAGCAGGCAGAAGAGGGUCAGCUGACUCCAUGUAAGUGUCCAGUCACAGCAUGAUGGAUUAACAGCAGACAAGAACCCCUAAAGAAUCUGGUUCAGUUCAGAUGAGCUGUCUUUAAAUAUCUCCACAAAAGCUAAACAAAAUUAACUUAGGGGUCAUGACCCAACUCUUCCAUGAAUGUGAUCAGAGGCAGCCCCAUGUUAAGUGCUGUCUGUACCAGUAAGUAGCCUUUUGCAGUUUUUCCUCUCUGAACCAUCCAGAACAUCCUAGCCAGGUCUGUCCCAAACAGCAGCAGCUGAUACCUUAGCCAUUGGCCAAAGACUGCUAGGGUGUUUUAUCAGCUCUCACAGGCUACACCCAUAGUACAUAGAUGUACUACAUGAGGGGAAAUGUCUGGAAAAAAAUAAUUCUAUUUGCUUUCUGGAAGCCAUCUUUUCCUUUCAGUGAAUCUUUUUGGUGUUUUGGGAUUUUUCCCCUUAAUUAAGUUGGUCUGUAUCAUGUGUAUUCCAGAGAAGUCACAUGAUUCCAAGAACAACAAAUUCACAAAUUGGUCCAACCUACCCCAAGGGCCUAGAAAGCAUCUCUGAAUAGAGUUCAAGUUAUCUCAUUUAAUGGGGGCUUCCAGAAAAGUCUAGUAUGAUUUCUCGUAAGGUCUGGACCCUUGCUUCUAGUUUUAAUAGGUUUCUUUCUGCCCGCACACUCCUAUCAUGCUAUGUACUGGAAGGUUAGUGUCCUAACCUUCUAGAUGCAAAAGGAGACUUUAUAAUAAGCCAUGCUACUACUAUGUAAAUACAUUCUUGGGUUUUUUCAAGUUCUUGUUUAUGGAGUUUUGAAAGAGUUGGAUAGAUAAUAUAGACAUAUUGAGAUUAAUGUUUAUUUUUAUCAGUUUGGAAGUUUUUGUUUGAUUGAUUAUCCAGUAUUUUGGAACAGGCCCCCUCUAGGACAGCCAAGAAGACUAAAUCUGUGCUCUACAGUGUUCUGAAUUUGCUUCUUUUCUAAGAUUAAUUUCUGUCAAAUUAGUGCUAUGAUAAUUGAGUCAAAAACCCUGAAGCUGCUGUCUCCUCCCAUCUCUGUACCCACCUCAGUCUUCUGUCUUGUUAAGUGACCUUGGACACUUGUCUCCCCAUAUCCUGCCACUCCUCUUUCAAAGAUCUGAAAAUAUAACCUAGAUUUAGGGGGAAAAUAAAACUGCCUUCCCUACCAGAAAAGUCAAAGUCAAGGAAAUUAUAAGAUACAGAAUUAUUUCAGAACAUCCUUAACCAGUACAUAAUACAAAAUGUAUUCCUUGGUAAGAAGAUAAGUUGAAACAAUAUAGCAAUGUGACAAAUGAACAUCAUAGGAAGCUAAAUAUAAUGAGUACUAUCCAGGCUUCACAAUUCAUCUGUGCCUUCAGUAAGGAUAUUGUAUAUAUUUCCUUUCCCUUGUUAGGGAAAUUGAAAUUCUGAUGCUUGAUUAGUUCAUGUGUAUGUUGAGGGCUUGUGAGUUAAUAAUUGUAAAGCACUUGUCUCCACAAGUCAAGUUGAAAAAGCCUUCCCUCAUCAUAUCCCAUCAAGGACUUGAGAAAUUCUUGGCAUUUCCUCUAAGCAUUUCCUUUUUUUAAGGAAGCCUCCAUCUUAAGGGACUGGGGCUAAGUUUGCUUUACUCUUGCUUUCUACUUCUCAUAAAUUCUUCUCAAGUUAGCAGUCUUUUUCUUUUCUUAAUCCACACUGUUUUCGUUAAUCAGAAAAGAUGAAUUCCUCCGACAAACUUCCAACCACCAUCUUCUCUUUGUGGACGUGUAAGUCGGAGAGCCAAUAACUACAAACCAACACAGAAGACCAUUGCCUGGCCUGGGUUGGAAGUAUGAGUAAAUUUUAUCUCUCUUUUUUUUUCUACAAGUUUUCUAGAGAUAAAAGUAGGUGGUUCUCUAUAUUCUCAAAGGAGACAUUUGAACUUGGGUUGUAUAGUUCCACCACUUCCUCUUUGGUUCUCUCAGAUGAUGUCUCCUAAACUAAAAAAGAAGCUAUCAUCCUCAUCUGCCACAUCUGACUUGGACCUGAUUGGAUCCUGAUUGCAUCAUUCUUAUUUCUUAUAGGUGAUAGUCUAUAUUGCUCAAGAGCCUAUGCUUUAAAGCAAGUCGAUCAAGGAUAUUUAUGAGAUGUACAAGGAAAACAUUUAAAUGUGUCAAAGUGCCAUUAAUCAAUUUUUAAAAUAACGGUAAUAUGAAAUGAGGGCUAAAUAGUGUAGUCUAACUGCCAAUUAAGUACACAGUAGUUCUGGUCUUAGUUACCUUUGAUAUGAAGUUAUAGGCCAUUAAGCAGAUCCCCGAGGGUUUAGUGAAAACAUAGGCAUAGCAUUUUAAUGGCUACAAUAGGGGUAUACAUUUAGAUUGCAGGUUGAACUUUAAUCAGUGUUUUUCUAUCCUGGUGUUUUGUGAACAAUCCAAAAUUUCUACAAAGCUACCCUAAGUGCUGCAAUUGCAGAGGAGUUUCCCUCUUGGUGGCGUUAGAAAGCUGUCCAAGGCCACUCAUGCUGAGUCCAAGAUUUAGAAUUCACCCAGGAAACCACCAAUGGAGAAACACUUAAUGCACCAAGUAUGUUUGACAUUUCUUACAGGGACAAGUGAUAAAGAAAAAAGAGAGUGACACUAUUGAACAAAGACAAACUUGACAUGGAUGAUAUAAAGAGUCCCAGAAGAGGACAGGCUUAAAGAUGUUUGACUUUGGAUCCUACUUCUUGCUUAGAUUUGGGGUAAAUGCUUUAGCAUGAUAUUGGAUUCAGAGGGGUUGCUUUUGGUAAACUGUGUUGAAUCCCCAAAAGAUUAGUGGGUUAAUGAACAUCUUUUCCAGACCCGACAGAUGGAAGAGACAAAAUGCAGCCCAAAGACAAUCUAUGACUUCAGAAACUCAUAUAGUAAGCCAAUAUUGGAAAUUCCCCUUCUUAGUAGCCCAUGUGCCAUAGGAGGGGGAAAGAGCCCAUGAAGGGGACAGAAGAUGUUUUGUGGGGAAUAGAUUUCAAAUGGCAAGGUGCACUGGUACUAACCUCAAAGGCCAACAUUGUGGGAAAGUGAUGACAGGUUAUCCCCUCCAUCCUUUGGGACCCAAGGAGAGGCCUUGAUUUGAUCUUAGAAAAUGAACAUAUAGGAUGGGAUCAAGAGGGAAAUUGGGUGCUCUGCCUCAGGUUGUCAAAAAUGCUGCCACCCACAUUAUCAAACAUGUGAGUCAAGCCCAUAAGACUCCCCCUUAAGGGCAGCAUCCACUAGGGUGUAUCAGCCUGACACUCCUGCAGUAGUGAGAAUAGGUGAUUGAACAGCAGCCAAUGCUGGCCCAUUCAAGAGUAUUGGUGCAUCUCGCCUAACACCAGAGUUCAGCAGUGCAUGUUGGUCAGGUGGAUAUCCUGUAAUAUAAAUGCUCGUUUGGAUCCAAAAGGAAAACCAUUAAAAAAUAAAAGGAAGAUGAACAACUUUAUUGUUGAGGGGGUGGGUCAAGGAAAAGUAAAUAAAACCUUGUUGUAAAGAA